AGAAGAGAGACAGAGAGAGAGAGAGAUGGAAGCAUGGGUUCGUGUCUUGCUGUUGGUGGCUUUCUUGUUUCCUGCUGCCAUUGUUGAGGGUAGGGUUCGGCAUUACAAGUUCAAUGUGGUGAUGAAGAACACUACUAGGCUUUGUUCAACAAAGCCUAUUGUUACCGUUAACGGGCGUUUCCCAGGGCCAAACCUGUACGCGAGGGAAGACGAUAACGUGCUCAUCAAGGUCGUCAACCACGUCAAGUACAACAUUACAAUUCACUGGCAUGGGGUCCGACAGCUUCGGACGGGUUGGGCCGAUGGACCGGCAUACAUCACACAGUGCCCUAUCCAGCCGGGGCAAAGUUAUACCUACAACUUCACCAUCACAGGCCAAAGAGGCACACUUCUGUGGCAUGCACACAUCCUUUGGCUAAGGGCAACGGUCCACGGCGGCCUGGUCAUCUUGCCGAAGCGAGGUGUUCCUUACCCAUACCCUAAACCCGAUAAGGAAAUGGUUGUCAUACUAGGUGAAUGGUGGAAAUCAGACACCGAAGCAGUGAUCAAUCAGGCCAUGCAGGCCGGUAUGGCACCGAAUGUCUCAGAUGCACACACAAUCAAUGGCCACCCAGGGCCACUAUCUCCUUGCUCUUCACAAGGAGGAGGAUCGUUGAAGCUACAAGUAGAGAGUGGGAAGAAAUACAUGCUACGCAUCAUCAACGCUGCACUCAACGAAGAGCUCUUCUUCAAAGUCGCCGGCCAUAAUCUCACGGUGGUCGAAGUCGAUGCUACCUACACCAAACCCUUCACCAUAGACACUCUACUCAUUACCCCUGGCCAGACCACAAAUGUUCUUCUAACCGCCGAUCGUCGAGCCGGCAAGUAUCUUAUCACCGCCUCUCCUUUCAUGGACUCACCAAUCGCCGUCGACAACAUGACCGCAACCGCCACCGUGCACUAUUCCGGCACUCUAUCUUCUUCCAAAACCACCCUUACCAACCCUCCCCCACAGAAUGCAACCUCAGUUGCCAAUAACUUCAUUAACUCUCUUCGUAGCUUAAACUCCAAAAAAUACCCAGCAAAGGUACCAUUAAAGGUGGAUCAUAAACUUCUCUUCACUGUUGGUUUGGGUGUUAACCCAUGUCCCUCUUGUGUUAAUGGAAGCAGAGUAGUAGCAGCCAUUAACAAUGUCAGCUUUGUUAUGCCAACAUUUGCUCUGCUUCAAGCACAUUACUUCAAUAAAAGUGGAGUCUUCACUACUGAUUUCCCUGGAAACCCACCUAUCACUUUUAAUUACUCAGGUAAUCCACCAGGUACUGCACCUGCAAACAUGGCAACCAUGAAUGGUACAAGACUUUAUAGAUUGCCUUACAAUGCAACUGUUCAGCUUGUACUACAAGAUACAGGGAUUAUAGCACCAGAGAAUCAUCCUAUUCAUCUUCAUGGCUUCAAUUUCUUCCAAAUUGGAAGAGGACUUGGGAAUUUCAAUCCCAAAAAUGAUUCUAAAAAAUUUAAUCUCGUUGAUCCUGUUGAGAGAAAUACAAUUGGAGUACCAUCAGGUGGUUGGACUGCUAUCAGAUUCAUAGCUGAUAAUCCAGGUGUUUGGUUCUUGCAUUGUCAUCUAGAAGUGCACACUACAUGGGGACUUAAAAUGGCAUUUGUUGUCGCCAAUGGUAAAGGUCCGAACGAAUCGCUUAUACCACCUCCAAGUGAUCUUCCAACUUGUUAAAGCUGAGCCGAAGGCUGUCCAUGUUCACUUAAUUUUGAGCUCAUGAUUCUUACUUGGAAUGAAGAACAAACAACAAUGAUCUGGAAAUAGAAAAAGGCAAGAAAAUUUAAUAAAUAGGUGAGGGUUUUGGGUUUGUUUUUGGAGAUAACAAGGGAAGGUGAUGAAGCAGAGUUCAAUAAAAACAGAGCAACACUUUUUUUUUUCCAUAAAUUUCAAAUUUUUUUUUUUUUUUCACCAUUGUAUAUUUGGAUGUCUUUGUGUAAGCACACCUACUAUUAAAGUUCCAAAGGAUCUUUAGAACUACUUAAAAUGUUUGAU
Telopea speciosissima is the source of this 2029-nucleotide messenger RNA. RefSeq names its product laccase-4-like. Gene Ontology annotation, cellular component: apoplast. Bases 26 to 1711 code for a protein of 561 amino acids. The transcript is spliced from 7 exons. Gene Ontology annotation, biological process: lignin catabolic process. The record is from RefSeq and is a predicted model, not a curated record. Gene Ontology annotation, molecular function: copper ion binding; hydroquinone:oxygen oxidoreductase activity. NCBI's taxonomy places the organism in Eukaryota, Viridiplantae, Streptophyta, Magnoliopsida, Proteales, Proteaceae.